AUUAUAAUCAACAAAUAUAAUUGUUCAUAAUUUAUUACUAACUUGUAAGAAAGUAUUCUUUACAGAUUGAGGUUAUGUUGUAAAUAUCAACCAGACACGAAAUAAGAUAAAAUGGCAUCAACGAUAAUUCAAUACGUCGUACUUCGCAAAGAUCUUUUAAAAGAAUUAAAUUGGCCUUUAGGUGCGUUAAUAGCGCAAUCGUGUCAUGCGGCAACAGCGGCAAUGCAUUUAUUUUACGAUGAUGAACAUACCAAAGAAUAUUUAAAGAAUUUGGAUUCGAUGCAUAAAGUGGUUUUAGAAGCUAACGAUGAAGAAGCCAUUGUUAAAUUGAAGGAAACGUUGGAUGAGAAUGGGGUGAAACAUAAACUGUGGAUUGAACAGCCUGAAAAUAUACCUACCUGUUUAGUUACAAAACCGUACCCGAAAGAAGAUGUUCAAAAGUAUUUUAAGAAAUUUAAAUUGUUUAAAUAAUGUAAAAAUUGAAAUAAAUUAAUAUGGAUUAAA
This is a messenger RNA of Onthophagus taurus, 504 nucleotides long. RefSeq names its product putative peptidyl-tRNA hydrolase PTRHD1. Gene Ontology annotation, molecular function: peptidyl-tRNA hydrolase activity. NCBI's taxonomy places the organism in Eukaryota, Metazoa, Arthropoda, Insecta, Coleoptera, Scarabaeidae. The record is from RefSeq and is a predicted model, not a curated record.